UUAAAUCAAAAUUUGUUUUUAGUAAUUUCCAUGAAUUCCAAAAACAUGGACCUAUUUAAUAUCAAAACAAUAAUUUUAUUAACGUUUAUUUUUACUGUUUCAUCGACUAAACCAAAUCCAAAAGUGAUAAUAAUAGGAACAGGACCAUCUGGAAUUGCAGCCGGAACAAAAUUAUAUGAGAAUGGAAUAAAAAAUAUUCUCUGGCUUGAAGCGGAAAAUCGUAUAGGUGGACGUCUUUUUACGCAUAAAUUCGGAGCAAAUGUUAUUGAUUAUGGUGCCCAAUGGUGUGAUGGAGAAAAGGGGAAUGUUGUUUAUGAAAUGGCGUAUCCGUUAGGAUUAUUGGAAUAUUCCAAUCAGAGUGAUGUUAAUUUACAUUUAUUACAAGAUUUUUAUACGCCACAAGGUCAAAUGUUACCCAGAGAUGAAUGUUUAAAAGUUGCUGAGAUAUUAGGAGAAGCUGUUGGUGAUAUAGAGUUAUUGCGUCAAUCUAAUGCUUCUGUAGGAGAGUUUUUGAGAUCAAAAUAUGAAGAAAAAGUGAAAACGGAUUUGAAAGACACUGACCCAAAUUUGGUUUUGUAUGUAUUAGACUGGAUUUAUAGAGCUAAUAGUGCUUACCAUGCAGCAAAUUCAUUGUAUGAUGUAUCAACGCAAGGAAUAGUAAGUUAUUCGGAUAAUGAAGGCGACUCUUUGAUUAAUUGGAAAGGUCGAGGAUAUAAAACAAUUUUAGAUGUGCUAAUGAAAAAAUUACCAGAUCCCAAAAAAGCAUUACCACUAGACGACAAAAUACUUUUAAACAAAGAAGUCAAUAAUAUUAUUUGGAACUCGGAACCAGAUCAAAAUAUGGUAACUGUUAAAUGUUCCGAUGGUUCCGAAUAUAAAGCAGAUCAUGUAAUUGUUACCGUAUCUUUGGGUGUUUUAAAAGAUCAAAUUCGAACAUUAUUUACGCCAAAAUUACCGAGGAAGAAAUUGAAUGCAAUCGAUAAUAUCCAAUUUGGUACACUUGAUAAGUUAAUUUUUGAAUUUGCCCAACCAUGGUGGCCGAAAAAUAGUACGGGAUAUAAUUUUGUUUGGCGUGAGAGUGAAAUUGAAGAAAAAAUAAGAGAAUUUGGGGACGAUGUGUUUAGUAAUACUUGGUUAUUGGAUGUAACUGGAUUUUUUCCCAUCGAAAAUCAACCAAACGUUUUAUUAGGAUGGAUAUAUGGUCAAUCAGCUAACCAUGAAGAAUCACUCCCAGAAGAAGAAGUCAAAUCGAAAGUAUUGAAAUUAAUGCGAAUGUUUUUGGGCAAGAAAUUCAAUAUUCCAGAACCAGUGAAUUUUACUAGAUCAAAAUGGGCUACUAAUAAACAUUUCCUUGGUUCAUAUUCGUAUCGAAGUGUCAAUACUGAAAAAUCUAAAGUAGACGAUAUGGAUUUAGCAAAUCCAUUGAAAAAUUCGGCUGGAAAAGAUGUUGUUUUAUUUGCCGGUGAAGCUACAAAUGCUCAUCGUUAUGGAUGCGUUCAUGGAGCAAUUGAAACGGGUUGGCGAGAGGCUGAUCGACUUUUAAAAACAUAUACUUAAAAAGAAAUUUUUUGACCUUCUGAGGUCAACAUUUGUUAUCGAACAAAGUUUUAAAUUAUAAAAUAAAUUUGUUUUCCCAA
Molecule: messenger RNA, 1637 nt
Organism: Chrysoperla carnea
Lineage: Eukaryota; Metazoa; Arthropoda; Insecta; Neuroptera; Chrysopidae
Product: spermine oxidase-like
Exons: 5
Coding region: 31-1557 (508 amino acids)
Molecular function (GO): polyamine oxidase activity
Source: RefSeq, a predicted model, not a curated record